GUUAAUAAUUUAUAUACUUUCAUGUAUCUGAGCUCAACCAACACUAAACUGUACACACGAAGGUUUAUAUAAAUUAGGUAGAAACGCUGGAUUAUAAUCGAGAAUAACAAUUUUUCGAUUCUUUUAUCUAAUAAUUGCUCUUGCAAAUAAAUAUAAGUAUUUGCUGGGUAUUAAAAUAACAUCCCAAAGAGUUAUUUGCCCCUAAGCGUAAUUUGUGUGAGAAACAAGACUAUCUGACGUUACGUUCUUUUAUAAACUAGGCAAAUGGAUGUUGUUUUAGAAUUGGCAGACAACUAUGUCUUUGACUCAUUGUACGGCAAAGUUGUCGAUGCAUUUCACGUGUCCCCCAUGAUGGGAGCUUCGAGUGUGAACACGACUGCCCCUAUAUUUACUACUUCUGUUAGUGCCUCCUCUUCAAUCGCGUCUGCUUUACUCGAUCGCAAUAACUUGUUUCGACAAGGCCUUAGUUUGUUUUUCAUCACAUGGAUCAUGGGAACUUUAACGUAUUUUGUCUCUGCAUCUAUAGCUUAUUUUUUUUAUUUUGAUCGCGAAGAAGCCCGUCAGCAUCCCAAGUUUUUAAAGAACCAAGAGUUUUUGGAGUUGAAGGUUGCUUUGAUGAAUCUUCCUGGUAUGGCCUUAUUAACGUUUCCGUGGUUUUUGGCUGAACUCCGUGGGUAUUCUUAUGCUUACGAUAAUCCAUCUGAGUAUGGAUACUUUUAUUUGGGCUUUUCUGUUGUCCUAUUUCUUCUCUUUUCUGAUUUCUUUAUUUACUGGAUUCAUCGUGGUCUUCAUCACCGUUGGUUUUAUGCUCCUUUACAUAAAUUACACCACAAGUGGAUUAUCCCUACUCCAUAUUCUUCUCAUGCCUUUAACUUUCUUGAUGGUUAUAGUCAAUCUUUACCUUACCAUUUGUUUCCCUUCUUUUUCCCCUUAAACAAAUACCUUUACUUACUUUUAUUUGGAUCUGUCAAUUACUGGACUGUCCUUAUCCAUGAUGGAAAAUAUUUUUCAAAUAAUGCCGUAAUUAACGGUGCUGCCCAUCAUGCUUCUCAUCACAUGUAUUUCAAUUACAAUUAUGGUCAAUUCUUCACCUUGUUCGAUCGUCUCUGCAGCUCUUACCGUCACCCCGAUCAAGAAUUAUUUGAUGCCGAACUCAAGAGGGAUCAGAAGCUGCAAAAAGAACGAGUUGGUGAAAUGGAGUUUAUGUUGAAAUCCGUUGAAGGGGAAGACGAUCGCACGUAUUCUGGCAAAAAAAAUGUUUGAAAGUUGUGUUUUUAGUUUUGUCAGAUUCUUUUGGUUUAUGUUAAUGAAGUUUUUUCCCUUGCCCCUAUCUCUUCUCUCUCUCUUCUCUCUCUUCUCUCUCUCCCUCUCUCCCUCUCUUCCUCUUAAAGCAGGCUAACAAGUUUAUUAAUAAGUAUUGACUAGAUAAAAAUCUAGUCAAAGUUGCUAGACAAGAACUUCCUAAUUAAAAUUUCUUGAUCAAUUAGUAACUUUUUUAUGGUAGGUAAGAUAGUUUGAGAAAGUAUCAAUAAUAAUUUACAAAUUGUUCUGUACACGUCUCAAGUUUCUCGUCAAAAAUACCUGUCCCUGAAGUGUACGAGUAUUAUGUUUUAUUUGUGUCCAACUGUUAGCUCUCAACCUGUCGAGGUUUAGUGAAUGAGAAUGGCAAUCACGAAUGCCAAAAGGACGAUUUCGAACAACUAAUACUUUGGUUUCAGAAACAUCUAGGUCGGGAAGGUUUACAGAUUCCAGUGGUUCUUUGAAAAAGCUAUCCAAAGUGGAAUUGAAUAAGUCCAAAUUAGAAAAUAAAGGCGUUUUUUGAAAGGUAGUAUCAAAUGCAAAUUCGAUGGCCUUAGCUUGAUCAACUGGUAUUAAAUUAAACAUAGAACAGUACAAAAUAAACCUUUUUCUGUUUAUUUAAAAUUUAACCAAAUAUUAUAGCACGAG
Schizosaccharomyces cryophilus OY26 is the source of this 1947-nucleotide messenger RNA. Its product is annotated as C-5 sterol desaturase Erg32. The transcript has a single exon. Gene Ontology annotation, molecular function: oxidoreductase activity; iron ion binding. The record is from RefSeq and is a predicted model, not a curated record. Gene Ontology annotation, biological process: lipid biosynthetic process. The coding region runs from base 265 to 1263 and encodes 332 amino acids. Lineage: Eukaryota; Fungi; Ascomycota; Schizosaccharomycetes; Schizosaccharomycetales; Schizosaccharomycetaceae.